AUGAGAUAUAGGGCUGUGUGCAAGAUUGAGGAGUGCAAUUGGGUGGUUUAUACCUCACGGGAUCAUGAGAAAACAUGUUGGCAAACUAAAACAUUCAAUAACGACCACACGUGUUCUAGAGAAGCCACCAACCGAGCUGCAAAUAGGAAUUGGUUGACCAGCAAGUUAGUGAAGAAGGUUAGGAAGUAUCCUAACUUUAGACAAUGUGAGGCAGUUGUGUACUUUAAGUCUAAGUGUGACCUGGUGUUAAAUAGAAGUUCUAUUUCUAGAGCCUUGGCAUAUGCUAGAGCUGUGGUAUAUCAAGAUGAGAAGGCUCAAUAUAUAAUGGUGAGGGACUACGGUGAAACACUCUUAAAGUGUAAUCGGGGAUCAACAGUGAGAAUUGACACUAUCCUACAACUAGAUGGAGAGGUGAUUUUUCAGAAGAUGUCUGUUUGUCUUAGUGGCUGCAAGAAUGGGUUUAAGACAGGGUGUAGACGAUUGAUUGGAUUAGACGGGAUAUUCUUUAAAACACAAAUUGGAGACCAGAUUUUAUCACCCGUGGGUCAGGACGCAAAUAAUCACAUAUAUAUUAUAGCUUGGGCAAUUGUAGAUGUGAAGAACACGGAUAAUUGGAAAUAG
Arachis ipaensis is the source of this 621-nucleotide messenger RNA. RefSeq lists its product as uncharacterized. Lineage: Eukaryota; Viridiplantae; Streptophyta; Magnoliopsida; Fabales; Fabaceae. The record is from RefSeq and is a predicted model, not a curated record.